Aspergillus melleus is the source of this 891-nucleotide messenger RNA. RefSeq names its product NAD(P)-dependent alcohol dehydrogenase. The transcript has a single exon. The record is from RefSeq and is a predicted model, not a curated record. Gene Ontology annotation, cellular component: mitochondrion. Bases 1 to 891 code for a protein of 296 amino acids. Lineage: Eukaryota; Fungi; Ascomycota; Eurotiomycetes; Eurotiales; Aspergillaceae.
AUGAUGAAUCUAAUCCCAUCUCUCUUCCGACCAUCUUCAACUAUCUGCGAGACAGAUUUCUCCGGAAUCGUAGUAUCAGUCGGCAAGAAAGUCCCCGAGAUCGCGUCCUCGAUUAACACUCGCUACUUUCCCCCAGGCUCCGCCAUCUUCGGCUCCCUCCCCGUCUCCAAACACCUCAAAGGAUGUGGAGUCCUGGCUGAGUACGUCGUCGUCGAGAUGGCCUCUGUAGCUCGGAAACCUGAAAAUGUCUCGUUCGCCGAAGCCGCCGGACUGCCUGUUUCGGGCUCAACGGCUCUCACCCUUCUAGACGCCGCGCGACUCCAGCCAGACGAGAAACUGCUUCUGAAUUCUCCGUGUGGAGGAAUCGGACACUUCGUGGCCCAGUUGGUCAAGACACAGGGGGACCACUACAUCGUAGGGAUCUGCUCUAGGAGAUCCGCGCAGCUGGCUCGGGGACUAGGAUGUGACGAGGUGAUAGACUAUCACGCGACAGACGACGGGACCAGCCUGGAAGCAAUUCUAUCGUCCAACUUCCAUGGAGACAACGCAUUCGAUGCGAUCAUUGAUGCGCACGGAUCUCAGCCCCUGUGGCAUUCUGCACCGGGGUUCUUGAAACCUGGCCCCGGCCAUGCAUAUACGUCUGUCGGGCCGGCGUUGAAGUCAUACACCUUCCGCGCUAUGUGCCGUGUGUUGAAGGAUAUGGCUCUUAAUCAGCAUUUGCCGAGGUGGCUGGGUGGUGUAGCGAGAGAGUAUAGGCAGGUUACGUCGAUUGUGGACGUUGAGAAAUUGGAGCGGUUGAGAGGGUUGGCGGAGGAAGGGAAUCUGAAAACGUUUAUUGGAGGAGAGUGGGAUUUUGAGGAUGCUAUUCAGGUAUGUUCCUUCACUUGUUGA